This is a messenger RNA of Mycena citricolor, 840 nucleotides long. The record is from the annotation of a GenBank genome assembly. Lineage: Eukaryota; Fungi; Basidiomycota; Agaricomycetes; Agaricales; Mycenaceae.
AUGGCCGACGUCCGCGCCCUGCUCAAAGCCAAACGCGAAGAAGCGCGUAUUUCCCACCCCCUUGCAUCCUACAAUACCAACGGGCAGCUCAGGUGCAUCGCAUGUGGACCCGUCAAGCACGCAUCGGCUUGGGAAGGGCACCUCGGGAGCAAGGCGCACCGCACGAACGUCGCCCGUCUGCGGGAGGAGGAGCGGCGCCGGGAGGCCGAGCGCGUGAGGCAGGAAGAGCAGGAGGAAGACGAGCGGCGGCGGCGGCUCGCCAGCGGCAAGCGGAGACAGGAGGAGGAUGACACCGAGGACGCGGACAUGGAGGAUGUUCAGCAGCCCGAGUCGAAGCGCCAGCGGGUCGACGCGGGUCCCGGUGGCGAUUCGUUCCCGGCCGACUUUUUCUCGGACCCAUCGCGCGCGGCGCCGGCGCCUCCGUCGGACGACGAAGAUGAACAACAGCCACUCCCUGCCGCUCUCCCAACAGCUUCGGCUGCGCCUGCACUCGACGCUGAAUGGGAACGAUUUCAACGCGAAGUCGUGAAUGUACCGGACCACAUGGAGACGUACGACAAUGCGACGGUCAUGGCGGAGGCGCAACUGGUGGACACACUCGAAGGUCUCCCGUCACAAAACGCAGAGGAAGAAACGAUGGACGAUGCUGCAGAGCAGGAGGAGAAACGGCGUCAGCGAGAAGUGGAUGAGCGAGAACUGAUCAUGGAUCGCUUAUUGGAGGAGGAGAGGGCGCAGGAAGAGGCCGACAUGAAAGUGGUGGUGAUGAAGAAUAAACUGGAAGCGCUGAAACGCAAGAGAGAAGCUGCGAAAGCGGCAAAAACAUCUAAACUUCCUACAUAG